Molecule: messenger RNA, 2229 nt
Organism: Cynoglossus semilaevis (tongue sole)
Lineage: Eukaryota; Metazoa; Chordata; Actinopteri; Pleuronectiformes; Cynoglossidae
Product: P-selectin glycoprotein ligand 1
Exons: 3
Coding region: 1-1032 (343 amino acids)
Biological process (GO): leukocyte tethering or rolling
Cellular component (GO): plasma membrane
Source: RefSeq, a predicted model, not a curated record
AUGAGGUUCCUUAGCACCGAGGCGUCCGUGACUCUGUUCUGUGGAGUCUGUGUUCUUUUCUCUUUGGACGGUCAGGCCACUCCCGCAACACUGAUGUUCAAAAGCAGCACGACCGCCGACAAGACAGGACGGACGGUCACUGUUGGACCGCAGAGCACGACGGACGAGCAGUCGACGAAGGCCUGGAAUCCAACAGGGACAGGAAGUCGUGCAAACCUUGAUGCAGGUGCAACGUCUGAAACGACCUCGUCUUCUACAGUGGAAACUGAAGACACUGCGUUCCAUCUUCAUCCAACACCGUGUCGCAGACGUCAGCUGCAGGCCUCGGAACUUCAUCCACGCCGCAGCGCGACUCCAGCACAACCGACCGAGGCUACACGUCCACAUUGCCUGACACAACGAGCUGUCUCCACCACUGACCCCCCCACCUCUACAGUCUCCACCACUGACCCCCCCACCUCUACAGUCUCCACCACUGACCCCCCCACCUCUACAGUCUCCACCACUGACCCCCCUACCACCUCCUCCGUCUCCACAAGUCCAACAGGAUCCUCUGUUGUUUAUGUUCCCAGGAAGUUGCCUCCUCCAUCAACCACUUUGUCUCCAUCAACAAUAUUAACCAGAUCAACAACAGCAACAACAACAACAACAACAACAGCAACAACAACAACAGCAGGGUGUGGGGUCAUUCCCAGCCUUGGGGUCCAACCCUGCUCCACACGUGGGCUGGUGAAGCAGUGUCUCAUCAUCGUGGCCUGCCUGGCCGUGUUGACCACCAUCUUCAUGGUCUCCACCAUCGUCCUGUGCACCAAGGUGUCAACCAGGAAGUACAAGCUCCGAAGACCUCAGCAGUCCACGGAGAUGAUGUGCAUUUCCUCGCUGCUGCCCGAGAGAAACUACACCUACGCCAGGCAACGCAGCCCGGUCUCCAACGGAGUCCUGGUGAUCCACGACCGAGCAGACAGCGAGGAGGAGCUGGGAGAUAACCUCACGCUGAGCAGCUUCCUGCCAGAUAACGACCGAUACGUUUAGAGACUUUUCUCACCAUCAGCCCUGGACUGAUCUCAGAGAUAUGGACCUCUGAGCUUCCUCUUUGAUGUCAGCAGUUUCUCUACACGAAGAAGAAAGUCACACUUUGAUGUUCAGGAACCAUGGCUUCAACGUCUGGUCAAGAACCAAAACAUUUUCCUGACCUUUAACCAGAGUGAAGAUCAGGAUCUGAGGUUUUUAUCUGAGCGAUGAGAGACAGGAAGUGGUAAAAAGUGAUGGAUGAUGAACUCUGAUGAAGACGGAGUCUGUUUGGAAAUGAAACUCACAGAAUAAUUUAUUAAAGAUGUCUCAUAUUUGAAAACACCUUUUCUCCCUCAUGUACACUGUGAUUUUCUUCUACUGUUACGGUUGGUUUGACUUUUAUAAGAGAACUCCAGGACUGACUGUACAUUUUGGGAAAUUUGAGACUUUGUUUGGAGUUUAAUACAAACCAACUGCAUUUGAAGUAAAUGGUUUAGUGCAUAAAAAUAUUUAAUUUUUUUGCAUUUUUUUUUUUUUUUUUUUGCUGUCAGCCCAGAAAUGGCAACAAAUCAGCCGCAACGCUCCACGAUCCAAACGAAUGAAAGUAAAUCUACAAUAAUUUAGAAGAGGAUUAUAAUUGGCUACUGCAGUUUAGCCAUAUAAAGAGAUAUUUGAUAGCUAGAAAGAAAUUUGCAAAAUUUAACAAAAAAGGUCGGCUGAUUUAAAAAAGAAAAGUAAAUUAACCCUGUGGUCAGAUCGACCCAAAAAGGAAAAAUAAAUAAAGUACUGGAAAAUAUUUUAAAAGGAGGCCAGUUACAACACACAACUACACAAAUACAGCAAAAGAAAUACUAAAACUAAAUCAGUAAAGAAGAGCAGAACAUUCAGAAAAUAUAUCAAAGAUAAAGCUCAGAAAAACAGGACAAACGAGUCUCAGACAAGAAUAAUUUAAUAUUUAAGUAGAACGGUUAAUUUUGGAUUUGAAAUCCAAGCGGGGAUUCACCAGUAAUUGAACAAAUCUUUGUGCCAGAAACGUCUGAAGUGGAGAUUAGGUGCUGAUGAAAGAAGGCCGCUCUUGUCCGUGGGACUUAUUUGUGUUCUCUGUAACUCAAUUCACUUCCUUGUUAGUGUGAAACUUCAUGAAAGACUUUGCUUCAACUCUGGACUUCAUUUCAUAUUCACUUCCCUUCUUGCAAAAAGAAACUUGAGCCCAAGAAA